Penaeus chinensis is the source of this 4435-nucleotide messenger RNA. RefSeq names its product dual 3',5'-cyclic-AMP and -GMP phosphodiesterase 11-like. The transcript is spliced from 20 exons. The record is from RefSeq and is a predicted model, not a curated record. Gene Ontology annotation, molecular function: 3',5'-cyclic-GMP phosphodiesterase activity; 3',5'-cyclic-AMP phosphodiesterase activity; protein binding. NCBI's taxonomy places the organism in Eukaryota, Metazoa, Arthropoda, Malacostraca, Decapoda, Penaeidae. Gene Ontology annotation, biological process: signal transduction. Bases 770 to 3817 code for a protein of 1015 amino acids.
GGAAAGACGGGUGACCUCUUUGUCUUUUUACAUCACUGUUGUUAUUAUUUUUGUUCUUCCUCGGCUGCCUUGAGGCGACGCUCUUAUCUCGCUGCCCUCACCCCCCCUCCCUCUCUCGUCGAUGAGGAGAUAAAAUCUUAUCUCGGCGAUCUUGGAGGCUGUGGCUGCUGAGUGGCGGUCGAGGUCCGAAGAGGAAAAGCGGACAGAAAAGAAAGAAGAGAGAAGGAUUAAUGUAGAGAAUAAAGAAAGAGAGAGAGAAAUGGUAAGGAAAUGAAGCAAUGAUUAUUAUUGAUACGUGGUGGUAGAAAGAAAGAGACAGACAGAGGGAUGGAAUAAAAGACUAGUGAAUUAGUCUCUGGAAUUCCUGUGCCGUAAUUUAAAAGAAAAGUGAAAAUGGUGUUUAUAACGAGUACAAAUGUCAGUUGCCUUUAGUCCCACUGAAGAUAACUGAUACCGUAUUUCAAGUAUAUUUUUGUAUAUAAAGAAUUAAGAGUUGGUAUUUAUUUUUCUAUCGUAGUGAGAAGAUAAGUAUUAGAAAGUGAUAUUCCCCAGAAGUGAAAAAAAAAAAGUAGUAGGCUUACAAGGAGAGCGAAAAAAGAGUUAUAGGCCUAAGAGGGGAAGAAAGUGAAGUUGUUGAUAUUUGCAAUAAUACAAGUAGCAGGAUAUACAUUUGAAAAGAUCCACCAAGCCGAGGCAUUGGAGCAGAAGGAAGCGGAGAAGACCCGCGGGCAAACCCAUUGCUUUUGGCGCCGACCUCAAGGAGGAGCGAAUGGUGGUUCAAGAAUCGGCCCACGGAACCGGAAGUGACCCGUUCGAGUGUGAGCUUCAGAAUGGUCGCCCUCGGCUGGCCCUGAAGAGGCGGAGGAGGAGGAGGAGGAGAAGGUGGUUCGAGGACGAGGUGAGGCAAGCCCAGCGACUCAGGGUCAUGCUUUGCGUCGAGACAAUGAGGACGGAACUGGUCAAGCUGGACGGCGUCGAGUCUGACUACGUCCUCAUCAACCACAUCAACGGUUGGGGCAGCCACAGCGAUGAGGUCAAGAACAGCCAGGGCGGGUCAGACGGCAGCGCUGGCGACCCGAGUGCCGUGCCAGGAGCCAUGCCCAUUGGUGGAGAGCUGACGGUGGGCGGGGCGGGGGGUGGAGCCUCGCACUCGCCCCUCCUCAACUAUGACCCCGAGUGCGCGCGCAUGGAGGCGUGGCUGGACGAGCAUCAGGAUUUCGUUCAUGAUUAUUUCAUAAGGAAAGCCUCGCGGCACAUGGUGGACGCGUGGCUGGUGUCGCACGCCCUUCCUCAGAACAUGGGCGGCGCCGGCGGUGCCCUCGGCGGGGGCGCGGCCGGGGGCGGAGCCGGAGGAGCAGGAGGGGCGUUCGGCGAGGGCCCCAACGGCAGCGCGCUCGGGGGCCAGCCUCCAGGGUCCCGCGCUUCGUCAGGAGCCGCCACGCCCGUGAGGAAGAUCUCCGCCCACGAGUUCGAGAAGGGCGGUCUCUUGAAGCCCAUCGUGACGACCAUCGACGGCACGCCCACCUUCCUCUCGCCCGCAGCCGAUGCCGAGAACGUCGCCAUUCUCGCCAAGGUCCGGCGGAAGUCGAGGACGGAGCUGAAGGGUCUGGACGAGCGGCAGCUGAUCUUCGAGCUGGUCAAGGACAUCUGCAACGACCUGGACGUGCGCUCGCUGUGCCACAAGAUCCUGCAGAACGUGUCGAUCCUCACCAGCGCUGACCGGUGCUCGCUCUUCCUCGUGCAGGGGGACAAGGAGACGGGUAACCGGUGCCUGGUGUCCACGCUCUUCGAUGUGAAUCCGGACUCGACGGUGGAGGAGAUGGAAGAGAAGGAAGAGAUCCGCAUUCCCUGGGGGUCCGGCAUCGUGGGCUACACGGCCGAGUCCGGAGCCAUGGUCAACAUUCCGGACGCCUAUCAGGACCCGAGGUUCAACCCAGACAUUGAUGGCAUGACAGGCUACAAGACCCGCUCGAUGCUGUGUAUGCCCAUCAAGGACAGCGCUGGCGAGGUCAUCGGCGUCGCGCAGGUGAUCAACAAGCACCAGGGACCUUGCUUCACAGUCAGCGACGAGAAGGUGUUCGAGUCAUACCUCCAGUUCUGUGGGAUUGGACUCAGGAACGCCCAGCUGUACGAGCGCUCGCAGCUGGAUGUCAAGAGGAACCAGGUGAUGCUGGACCUUGCACGAAUCAUUUUUGAGGAGCAAAGUACAAUAGAACAAAUGGUCUACCGCAUCAUGACACACACUCAGAGUUUACUGCAGUGUGAACGUGUGCAGAUCCUUUUGGUGCAUGAAGCAUCUCAGGGAACCUUUUCACGAGUGUUUGACUUGGAGGUGAAGGAUCUGCAGGGAAAGGAUGCCGAGACCCGCACAAGUCCCUUUGAGUCUCGCUUCCCCAUCAACAUUGGUAUCACAGGCCAUGUUGCCACUACAGGGGAGACAGUCUGCAUACCAGAUGCCUAUCAGGACUCCAGAUUUGACCAGUCAGUGGACGAACACACCAACUUCAGGCACCGUUCCAUCUUGUGCAUGCCUAUCAGAAACACAGCAGGCAAAAUUGUGGGUGUUGUCCAGCUGAUCAAUAAAUUUGACAACCUUCCCUUUACCACCAAUGACGAGAAUUUCCUAGAGGCCUUUGCCAUCUUCUGUGGAAUGGGCAUUCACAACACACGAAUGUAUGAAAAGGCUGUGAUAGCAAUGGCCAAGCAGAAAGUUACGCUAGAAGUGCUUAGCUACCAUGCUGCAGCUCCAAGAGAAGAUGCACUGAAACUAAUGAAGGUGAAGAUACCCUCAGCUCAGGCCUUCAGAUUGUAUGAUUUCAAGUUUGAUGACUUUAGCUUAGAUGAUGAUGGAAGUUUAAAGGCUUGCCUUAGGAUGUUCCUUGACUUGGACCUCAUAGGAAGGUUCCAUAUAGAAUAUGAAGUCCUGUGUCGUUGGUUGUUGAGUGUCAAGAAGAACUACCGCAAUGUCACAUAUCACAACUGGCGGCAUGCAUUCAAUGUUGCACAGAUGAUGUUUGCCAUCAUUACAACUACCCAAUGGUGGAAAGUGCUGGGUGAACUCGAGUGCCUGGCUCUGCUUGUUGCCUGUUUGUGCCACGACCUCGACCAUCGGGGCACCAACAAUUCAUUUCAGAUCAAGGCCUCAUCACCUCUGGCACAGCUCUACACAACAUCCACCAUGGAGCAUCACCACUUUGACCAGAGUGUCAUGAUCCUCAACUCAGCUGGCAAUCAGAUCCUGAGCAAUUGCACCCCAGAUGAAUAUUCACGGGUCAUUAGUGUGCUCGAGGAUGCGAUUCUAGCAACAGACUUGGCAGUGUACUUUAGAAAAAGGGGAGACUUCUUUAGCUUGGUAAACAAAAACCAGUAUGACUUUGCAAAGGAGGAGAACCGCGAACAGCUGCGAGGAAUGAUGAUGACCAUCUGUGACAUCGCGGCCAUAACAAAGCCAUGGAGCAUCCAGAAAAAGGUUGCAGAACUUGUAGCUGGAGAAUUCUUUGAGCAGGGAGACAUAGAGAAAGAGGAGUUGAAAAUUACUCCAAUUGAUAUGAUGAAUCGGGAGAAGAAGGACAAAUUACCAAUAAUGCAAGUUGGAUUUAUAGACUCCAUAUGCAUGCCAGUAUAUGAGGCAUUUGCCAAUCUCAGUGAUGAAUUAAAACCUCUGCUCGAUGGAGUCCAAGACAACAGACAAAAUUGGCAGGGUCUGGCUGACGAAGUGACGCAGAAGGAAGCCACAGCGAACAAUAAUAACAAUAAUAACAACAAUAACAGUAGUGGUGCAAGCACAAAUGUGGAAAAUAAUGCAGCCACCAAUUGAUAGAUUGAAAUUUCUUAGUAAGAGACCAUAGAAACCACCAGCUAUGUGAAAUAUUUAUCAGAGAGAACUGAUAGUAACUGUAAGAAGUGAAAAGGUUUUAAACACUUUGCAGGAUUUGGGAAUGAGUCUCAUGUUCAGAACAGGGUGCACAUAUAUUGAAAUAUGAAAUACUAUUGUCACCUUAAUAUAAGGUUCCUUGAUUGUGUUUGACAUUAGAACUGAACAUGUAUGAACUAUAUACACUUUCCCCAGUGCAAAUAGAAGUGUUCAAGAUAUUUAAUUGUGGUAACAUAUUGAUCUGCAUUAUAUUUUAAUCAGGAAAUUAUGUGUUCGGAGUUUCAUAUUCAGUUAUCAGAAUUGUCAGCUAGGUCAGGACGUUUACAUUACUUAAGGCAUUGCACUUUACCAAGAGAAACACAAAGAUCAUUGAACUUGGAUGGCUUUACAGUGAAAGGCAUUGAAAGGUCUGCGCCAUUUAUCAUAGGUUAAUAGGGAAUAUUUAAUUGUCAUUAUAUUAUUAUCAUUAUCAUUAUUAAUGAUAUUGAUAUUAUUAUUGUUAUUAUUAGUUAUUUUUUUAAUAAAUUAUUUGUCAUGGUGUUUUAAUGUUUUGUUAUUAAU